GUCCGCUGAAUGGUUCGCUCCGCCGCUGCAGGUCUGCUUCGUGCAGCCUCGUCGCUAUCAGCCGGAGGAUCGAGUCCAGUGUAUGUGUGUGUGCGUGUUUGUCUCCCGCUGUAUGUGUCGGUAUCGGCCCUGAAAUGAACGAGGAGUCCGCUCCUCAGAGACGGACACCGGGGGGAGGACUCAGACUGUCCCGGGACGCCUGUUACAUCUGCGAGCUGCGGGUUAUUAUCACCGAUCACCGGCAGUAAUGACCGGUAAUGACGCCUCGCGGUGCGGCUCGUGUGUCCGUGACAACCGGGGGAUGGUGCCGAGGAGCGCGCGGUGCUGUGGAGGAAUCCUGAACACAUCCCACGUUUAAUACGUGACGAGACAGUGACAUUAGUGGGGAGAUGCGCCAUGUUCCCGAUGCACCUGCACCUCAACGGUGAUCCUGGGCUGAUGGAAAACCUCUCAGUGACGGUCCCAGCAUUUAUCAGUCUGCUUUACCUCACCGUGCUACCAAGAGUCACAUGUGCGACCAUUCUCCACCAGCCUGAUCACUGCUUCCUCUACCUCAUCUUUAAGCCAAUGAAUCAAAUGCCAUUGAAAGGACCAGUGUCAUGAGAAGCUUAACCCCACAUCAGAUGCUUUUAUCUGGACACGAGUGUGUUUUCUUCACACUGAGGAUCACAGGAAGUGCUGGAGCCAAAGCCCAGCUGACAUUUGUGAGAGGUGGGGUACACCCUGGACAAGUCACCUGCCCAUCACAGGGAAACAACCAUUCACGCUCAAUUAACCUAACCACAAUCUGCAUGUUUUAAUACUGUGGAAGGAAGAGAAAAACUCCACCAAGAAAGACCCCAGCCUCACCGUGAUUCAAACUGGGAGGCGACUAACCCAGUGUCUUCAAGUGACAGCAAAUCUCUUCAUUUGCACCUACAUCAUCAUAGACCUGUGGAAUGCUUGAUCUCAAGAUGAAGGAGACGUGUCGCAUUUGUGGCCGGGAGCUCUGUGGCAACCAGAGGCGAUGGAUCUUCCACCCCACCCCCAAGCUCAACCUCCAGGUGCUGCUGUCCCAUGCCCUGGGGCAAGAGCUGACCCGGGACGGCAGAGGGGAGUUUGCCUGUUCCAAGUGCACCUUCAUGCUGGACCGCAUGUACCGCUUCGAUACGGUCAUCGCCCGUGUGGAGGCCCUAUCCAUCGAAAGGUUGCAGCGGCUCCUGCAGGAGAAACACCGGCUGAGGCAGUGCAUCGGCGGACUCUACCGGAAAACUAACUCAGAAGAGGGUACAGUUUCUGUUGGUGGAGGUAAUGAAGUGCCAGGAGAUGGCAUGGUGGACAUUUCGGGUCUCACUCAUGCAAAGUACUGUGCCCUGCUCCAGGAUGACCUGGUCUACUCUUUGUACGAGUCCUGGGCUGACGACAACCUAGACUGUCAACAUCACCACCACCCGCAGUGUCCUGCAGGCCCGGGGUCAGAGAUUACAGUUGCUGGCUCCCAGCGCUGUUUGCCCAGCACUCCCAGGAGGUGUCGAGGAUGUUCCCACUGGCGGGUGGCAGACUCUGACUAUGAAGCUGUUUGUAAGGUGCCCAGGAAGUUGGCAAGGAGCAUUUCAUGUGGACCAUCAACAAGAUAUUCAGCCAGUUUUAUCGGAGUAGGAGGUGGUGGAGAAAAAGACAGACUAAGUGUUGACGAUUCAGAAGAACCCCCCUCCUCUCUAACUCUGGUCCCUGGUUCGCAGGACCCCUCAAGGACAUCAGACAGUGAUCGCACCCUGGCCGGACAUUCCAGCUCCAGCCACUCUGUAGCAUCCCUAGAGGUAGCUGAGGAAUACAUCCAGUCUGGAGUCAUAACAGAUGGUCCUCUGAGCUCCCCCAAGGACCCCACAGAUGACCAGAUAUUCGACUCCCUCUCUGAUGAGCACAUGGGAGCCCCACAUGGUCAAGCCUCACCUGGGCCCAGCCUCUCUCUGGCCCUCUGUUUGCUGCAGAGCUGUGCCAUCUACCGGCCAGUCCGGAGCUCUAAGGGGAGCAAGCUACCAGUGCUGCUCCGGCAGAGCACCAGAAACGGAGGCAUGAGGCUGGGAUUCCCUGAUCCUGUCCUUGGAAUUUCGUAUGGAACUCCAAACAGAGAAAGUUACAUCCGAAUGCCAACACCUGAGCUGGAGUCCCCUCUGAUCAGACUGGAUCAGAACUUCAACCCAAAUGACAUGGAGGAUAUAUUAGAAGAUUUGUACAAAGAGUACCCUCGCCCACCUCCACACCAGAGUCUUGUUGAGGAGCAGCAAAGCCAGCUGAACCAGUAUGAGUGUGCGGCCGGUCAGUGUGUCAGCGAGCUGCAGAAGGCCCAGCUCCACGUUCAGUCUCUGCAGGCCAAGAUCCACGAGAGCGAGGCAAACAAUAUGAAGCUGCAGGAGAACCUGAAAGAGAUGGAGUUUGAGCUGCGUUCACUCCGCCAGGCAGCUCACAGUCAGGAAAGAACAAUCCAGGACCUCACGGAGUCAAUGAGCACAAAAGACAGUGAGGCUCAGGAGCUGUAUCAGAUGAUUGAAGGGCAGAACGCCACGCUGUGCAAGCUGCAAGAAAUAGUCCACCGCAACCAGCUCUCUCAACGCAAGGUUCCAGAGGGGGCCAGUGAGUCCUUGACGCUCGCCCAGCUGCAGACUGAGCUGGUGGGGGUGCAGAGCUCCCUGUUCUCCCUUGGUCUGGAACUGGAGUCCAGCCAGAGGAGUCUUAGACAGAGCCAGCGGCAAGGAGACGACUUAGUGAGAUUCAAGGACAGACUAAACUCUGAUCUGCAGGAGGCGCUGCAGCACCGGGAGGUCACGGAAAAACACAACCAGGACCUGCGCUGUGCACUCCAGAAAACUCGCUCUGAGUUGCAGGCUAAAGAAGCAGCUCUGAAGGGGAGCGAAGCAGAGAAACUCGCUGUGGUGCAGGAAAAAGAAACAGGCAUCGCGCAGCUCAAACACUGCCUGAAGGACAAGGAGCAACAGUUAGAGGAGUACUCAGACAUGUUGGAUUCAACAGCAAGCUCCAAAUCAAGAGAUGCUCUGCUGGAGAAACUUAGAGAGCGUAUUAAAGACAGAGACAGAGCUCUGGAG
Paralichthys olivaceus (Japanese flounder) is the source of this 3083-nucleotide messenger RNA. NCBI's taxonomy places the organism in Eukaryota, Metazoa, Chordata, Actinopteri, Pleuronectiformes, Paralichthyidae. The record is from RefSeq and is a predicted model, not a curated record.